AUUGUAAUUCUCAAAAAAACAAACACAAACACACAUAUAUAUACACACACACACACACAGACAAACACGCACAUCAUAUAUGAAAAAGUAAUAUGUGCAAAAAUUUGACUUUUAAUUUCGUAGGUUCCCAUGAACUUACCAAACUUCUAGCCGACGACUGUACUGGUCAUAAUACAUCCAACAAACAUAACUUGUGGUGUGUCUCAAAAAAAUUUCCGUCUUCUAAGAGCCAUUGAGUGAUUUCUGAAUCAGGCACUUGUUCAGUUUCUGAUUUCAUUAUCUAUCUCAAACACGCAAGGAUACGAUAUGAGCAACCCAACUCCAUUAUAUGUACUGUGUUCUCUCUUUGUUUUCUACGGGCAGGCCUUCAUAGCCACACAAGUGGUUGCCAAGAGCAAUGUUCACAUCGUUUAUCUUGGAGAGAGACAGCAUCAUGAUCCUAAUCUCAUCACAGAUUCCCAUCAUGACAUGCUUGCCACUAUAGUUGGAAGCAAGGAAGCGGCUUCAAAAUUGAUGGUUUAUAGUUACAAACAUGGCUUCUCUGGGUUUGCAGCUAGGCUUACAGAGUCUCAGGCACAAAGACUUUCCGAGUUUCCGGGUGUUGUUCGUGUCAUACCAAAUUCCCUUUACAAGCUGCAGACAACCAGGAGCUGGGAUUACCUGGGUCUCUCCUCUCAGACCCCUAACAAUAUUCUUCAAAAAAGUAAUAUGGGUGAUGGAGUCAUCAUAGGUGUCCUUGAUACAGGGUUUUGGCCCGAGUCAAAAGCUUUCAGUGAUGAAGGGCUGGGGCCUAUACCGUCCCAGUGGAAGGGUGUUUGUGAAUCCGGAGAACAAUUCAAUCCAAAGACACACUGCAACAGAAAAGUCAUUGGAGCUCGCUGGUACAUUAAUGGAUUUCUUGCUGAGUAUGGACAGCCAUUAAACAGAACAGAUGACAAGGAAUACUUCUCACCAAGAGAUGCAAAUGGGCAUGGCACGCACACAUCCAGCACUGCAGGUGGUUCUUUUGUGGGCAAUGUCAGUUACAAGGGCCUCGCUCUAGGGACAGUAAGAGGCGGUGCACCUAAUGCCCGGUUGGCUGUGUACAAGGUGUGCUGGAAUGUGCUUGGAGGACAAUGUUCAUCUGCUGAUAUCCUGAAAGCCUUUGAUGAAGCCAUACAUGAUGGGGUAGAUGUGUUGUCGCUUUCAAUUGGAUCUUCUAUUCCUCUAUUCUCAGACGUUGAUGAUCGUGAUGGGAUUGCCACAGGCUCUUUCCAUGCCGUGGCCAAGGGUAUCACUGUUGUUUGUGCAGGUGCAAAUGACGGACCUUUGGCACAGACAGUGCAGAACACUGCACCAUGGAUUUUAACCGUUGCAGCUAGCACCAUGGAUCGAGCAUUUCCCACACCCAUCACACUUGGAAACAACAAAACUAUACUGGGUCACGCGAUUUAUACUGGAAAGGAAAUUGGUUUCACAGGUUUGCUAUACCCCGAGUCCAAAGGGCUUGCAACUACAUCUGCAGGUGCCUGUGAAGCUUUGUCACUCAAUCAAUCUUCAGUAACUGGAAAGGUGGUGCUGUGUUUCACUUCUGUGUCUCGGAGAAUUGCAGUUUCAAAUGCUUCAUCAGCAGUGAGAGCAGCUGGUGGCAUUGGGGUUAUCAUCGCCAAGAACCCCAGUGAUGCCUUGUAUCCGUGCACCAGCAAUGACUUCCCAUGUAUUGAAGUUGACUACACGGCUGGGACGCAGAUUCUAUAUUACAUUCGUUCUACAAGUUCUCCGGCAGUAAAGUUGAGCCCUUCCAGAACUCUUGUGGGCAAGUCCGUGUCAGCUAAUGUGGCUUACUUUUCAUCAAGAGGGCCUAACUCUAUAGCGCCUGCAAUUCUCAAGCCAGAUAUAGCUGCACCUGGUGUAAAUAUAUUAGCUGCUUCUUCUCCCCUUGACCCAUUUGAGGACCACGGAUUUGCCCUGCAUUCCGGAACAUCAAUGUCAGCUCCUCAUGUCGCAGGCAUUGUAGCCCUUCUCAAAGCACUUCACCAUGAUUGGUCCCCUGCAGCAAUAAAAUCAGCACUUGUCACUACAGCAUGGAGGACUAGUCAGUAUGGUUAUCCAAUCUUUGCUGAGGGCUCCCCUCGAAAGCUUGCUGAUCCAUUUGAUUUUGGAGGCGGCAUUGUGAACCCGAAUGGUGCAGCAGACCCCGGUUUGGUAUAUGACAUGGACAGAGCCUGUUACAUACAAUACCUAUGUGCUAUGGGAUACAACAGUUCUUCCAUAUCUCAGCUUAUAGGACAACCCGCAUUGUGUUCCAGCAACCGACCCUCCAUUCUCGAUGUAAACGUACCAUCCAUAACCAUACCAAGUCUCAGAAACUCCACCACCUUGACCAGAACUGUCACGAAUGUAGGACCGGUUGAUUCUGUAUAUAGAGCUGUGAUUGAGGCUCCUGUGGGAACCAUCCUAUCAGUAAGACCUAGUGUCUUGGCCUUCAAUUCUAGGACCAAGAAGAUGUCCUUCAAAGUUACAGUCUCAUCAAUCCAUCAGAUGAACACAGGUUACUACUUUGGGAGCCUAACUUGGACCAAUGAAAUGCAUGCUGUGAGAAGUCCGGUUUCUGUGAGAGCAGAGAUCAUACAAUCUUAUGUUAAUGAAAAUUGAAGAGUAAAGGUUAUACAAUCUCAUUUUAUUUUGAAAAAUUGAAAAUCAUUGGAUUGUCAUUUAUAUGUGUCUAUGAUUAAUGUUAAUUUUCGGAAUUCUUACAAUAUUGAACUGGUUGUAAGAACCUUUUUCAGAUGAAGCAAUUGUUACAAUGUUACAA
This is a messenger RNA of Cornus florida, 2794 nucleotides long. RefSeq names its product subtilisin-like protease SBT3.5. Gene Ontology annotation, biological process: proteolysis. Bases 307 to 2634 code for a protein of 775 amino acids. The record is from RefSeq and is a predicted model, not a curated record. NCBI's taxonomy places the organism in Eukaryota, Viridiplantae, Streptophyta, Magnoliopsida, Cornales, Cornaceae. Gene Ontology annotation, molecular function: serine-type endopeptidase activity. The transcript is spliced from 10 exons.